GACAAGUUGCAGAAGGAGGAAAAAAACACGUCAGUGAACCUGCUGAAGCUCCACGAAGGCUGGAGGUCGAUUCUCCGUCAGACUCGAGCCGCCGAGCUUCGGAAAGACAUCGACGUCCUCAGUCAGACAUUUGAGAGGCAGCUGGACGCCGUGAAUGAUGUCAUCAAGAGGAUGGAGCGAGACCUGCAGGAGGCGGAGCAUCAGGCGGCUCAGGUGCAGCAGCUUCACCUGCAGCACGUCGAGCGACUGCGGGCGCAGCAGGAGAAACAGCUGAUGGUUCUGCAGCAGCAGUGGGAGGACGGACUGCAGCACCUGAGCUGCACGUUCAACUCUGAGAGGAGGCAGAUGCAGAUGGACUCUCGGCAGCAGCGAGCUGAUCUGGAAGAUGCAAAGUUCACUGUGGAGCAGCAACAUGAAGCAGUGAUGAGUGAAACCAUCAGACUGUACAGCGACAGCAUCGCAGCGUACGAGAGCGCUCACGAAGAUCGGAGGGCGGCUCUGCUCCUGGAGGGUUCGAUGCUGCUGAAGGAGAAGACUCGACUGAAGCAGGAGACUCUGCAGCUCCACCGCAAAGAAGCAGAAGAAGUGGACGAGCUGCUCGUGAAGAACCAGCUGUUGAUUGAGACGAGAGACAGAAGCACGAGGAGGCUGAGGAAGCUGCAGGACUCCAUGUUUCAGCUGAGGAUGAAGCUGAAGUCCAGUCAGACAGAGAAGGAGUUGGUGGAACGAGAUCUGACGGCUGCCAGACACCAGGUGAACCAAAGGACGCACAAGCUUCGUGACCAGCUGACCCGGGGUCGUUCAGCGGCGAGGAAACAUCUCGCUGACCUCAGCGUGCAGAGCAACGCCGCCACCAAGAAACUGCAGGAGGUCAUCGCCAAGGGGGACAGAGUUUUACGUGUCGCUGAAAUGUGCUGGAAGCUGAAGAACGAGUUCGUUUCAUCAGAUGAAGAUCGUCACGGAUCUGAGGACGCAGCUGAG
Messenger RNA from Paralichthys olivaceus (Japanese flounder), 981 nucleotides. Lineage: Eukaryota; Metazoa; Chordata; Actinopteri; Pleuronectiformes; Paralichthyidae. The record is from RefSeq and is a predicted model, not a curated record.